Aptenodytes forsteri (emperor penguin) is the source of this 1019-nucleotide messenger RNA. RefSeq lists its product as uncharacterized. NCBI's taxonomy places the organism in Eukaryota, Metazoa, Chordata, Aves, Sphenisciformes, Spheniscidae. The transcript has 8 exons. The record is from RefSeq and is a predicted model, not a curated record. Gene Ontology annotation, molecular function: protein binding.
AUGGCCCUGCAGUUGCAGGCUCUGAGCUUUCUCCUGGUGUUUGUAUCCCUGCUGGCAGCGCAGGGCCAGGAAGAACCCGAUCCCAAGGUCCAAGGAGAGUCCUGGGAAACAGAAACGUGCCAAAGGCCCCGGUGGGACUCAAGACUCCGGCUGGCACCAGACCAGGAGAAUUACAAGAAAAACGAAGAAGUGAUGCUGAGCUGCCCUGAGGGUUUCCAGCCGUCCUUCACCCACGUCAAAUGUUUGGGGGAAGUCCAGCCCACAGGCAACAGGAAACCUGUAUACAGAGACCCAUGGUUGGGAAGGGACAGCAAAGGUGCCUGGAUCCGCAUUCGGUCCAACGUGGAGUGCGUUGAGGUCCUCCAGGUUGUCCCCGGGACCUUGGAGAUUUCCAGCACCAGCAUCAAACUGAACUGGACCUGCAGGCUCCCUGACGCCUGCCAACGCAUGCGGGCCACGUGCCGUCUGGCAGGGCCUUCCUUCCCUCCCUGUGAGGCUGAAGAGGUGAAAGGAGAGGAGAUGCUACAUGGCCAGGAUGGAACAUUCACCUGUCCCCCUCUGCAGCCCUUCACUGACUACAGUGUCACCAUCUCCCUGCCGCCCAGCACGAUCCUUUUCACAUGGUUGGUCAGGACACAGGAAACAGUGCCGGACAAACCAGAGAAGCUGUAGCUGGAUCCCAGCACGGGGUCCCUCCGGUGGAAGGCGCUGCCCUCCUGCAAAGGGGAGAUCAUCGGAUACCAGGCAGAGAAGUUCACCUGCGUGUGCUACAGCUUCUCUGUUGUUGCAGGGCAGCCUCCGGUCCCGUGGGGCGGGACUGUGAUUGGCGUGGUUGUGCUUUUGGCACUCCUCCUCCUGUCUGCAGGGAUCCUGUGGUUCGUGCUUUCCAGGAAAAGGAAAUCUUUGCCCAGCAAAGCUAAGGAUGAUAAUUAAAAAGGUAAAGGUGGCCAGGCUGGAGAUAAGUCACUCCAGCCCCUGCCCAGGACCACAGGAGACAUUCAGAGCAGUGAAGGAGCGGA